UACAACACAAACCCCAUUUCUUUUCUCUUUAUUUUUGGUUAUAUAACUAACUGUGGUAUUGCAUUGAGGGAUUCAGACUAAUGGCAUCAAAGAAGAACACGGUUGUUUUUGAGGACUACUUCCCGGCAAUGAUGGAGAAACUGGGCACUGAGGGGUUUAUGAAGGAGCUGACAAAUGGUUUCAAGUUGUUGAUGGACAGAGAGAAGAAGGUGAUUACGUUUGAGAGCUUGAAGAAGAACUCAGCAUUGCUUGGGUUGGAAGGGAUGAGCGAUGAUGAGAUCAUGUGCAUGCUAAGAGAAGGAGAUACGGAUGGGGAUGGGGCUCUUGAUGAGAUGGAGUUCUGCGCACUCAUGUUCAGGUUGAGUCCUGCUUUGAUGAAUAAUUCUAAGCAACUUUUGGAGGAAGCCAUUAUUAAUGGUCAUUAAGUUUUUCUAUUUAUCCCUUCCAAUGUCCUUUUUUCCCUCUUAGGUGCUUCCUUUUUCUUCUGGGCCUGUUCUGUUCUAUAAUUUGUAAUUGCAGAUUUCAAGUUAGCUUGUUGAAAUCUUAUU
Messenger RNA from Gastrolobium bilobum, 548 nucleotides. Its product is annotated as calcium-binding protein KRP1-like. Lineage: Eukaryota; Viridiplantae; Streptophyta; Magnoliopsida; Fabales; Fabaceae. The transcript has a single exon. The record is from RefSeq and is a predicted model, not a curated record. Bases 81 to 425 code for a protein of 114 amino acids. Gene Ontology annotation, molecular function: calcium ion binding.